AAAAAAAAGAAAAAAUAGGCUAUGGCCUAUGGGUUCCCCUCGAGAACCUCGUGGGUUCACUCCUUUAUGUUUUGCCAAGCAAUAUAUAUACAUACACAAAUCCCAUCUCCUAACUUAUAAACUCAAUCCCUAGCUAGCUACUAUCCCUCCUCUAUAGAAAACAUAUUUAAAAAGAAGAAAGAAAACAAAAAUGAAAGACCAGAAGAACAAUAUUGUCAGUGGUUUAGCUUCGAGCUCACGGCCGUUGUCGUCCACGACCACAACAACAACAAAAACAAAUAGAACAACCGGUCCUCAACCCAAUAAUAAUCUUCCGGUAAGAGCAGGAACAAUAAGGAAGAACAACGAUGCGAAUAGCCUUCAACAUAUUCUUCAGAACAAUCUUCUUCUUCAACGUCGAAUUAAAGAAUACAUUCUCUUCUCCAGGCUCAAGUCUAUGAUACCUCCUCAACCCUCUCAAGAACAGAUAUCAAUAAGGCAUGAAGAAGCAACAGAAGUGGAUAUGGAGCUUAGUGAGAUCCCAUCAGCUGAGAGGGAUUCUGACGAAGAAACAAAGAGUGAUGACGAUGAUGAAGACGAAGAUGAUUUAGGAAAUAUUUCUAUAGACUACGACAGUGAUUUCGAGAAAGAUGGAGAUGAUGCUAAAUCAUUUGUGCCAUCAAUCAAGAUAACUAAAAUAGAAGACUUGAUACUUAUCAACACAACCGUUCUUAAGAACGUUGCAUUAACUUCAUCUCUGUUCAGAAUUUUUGAAGACGAAAACCUUGAUAUAGUGUUCGAGAAUCAAUAUAGAACUGAAUGCAAAGUUGCUCAUACUAUUCAAGUAAGAAUUCAACCAGAAUACAACAUUCAACUAUUGGAGAAGAGGCUUCGGAUGUGGGCAGGAGGAUUGUUAUGAACUCACGGGCCAACUUUUAGCCACCCCGUGUAAUUGGCCCUUGAAUCAGUAUAAUUGCUUAAAUUCAAUUGGUUCUUUAAUAGAUUAGUUUAUUAGUUAAGUUACGUGUUUGUAGUUGUCUAGUCUUUGUCGGUUUUUUGGUGUUGGUGUAAAAAUAUUCACUCCAACAAUCUCCGAGAUGCGGGAAGGUUGAUCCAAUCGCUGCUGUUGACGAAGAAUCUCCAAAGAAUUGAUCAGAGUGGUGGGGGUACCUGCAAAAACACUCCGAUGCUAAAGUCAGCGGAUGUUCAAUGCAAGUAUAUUGUGGUGAAAAGAAUCGUUUUUUUUCUUUUGGUUGAGAUUUAACCUCUAUAUAUAGGCAGAAAGAGAUGUAACUUUAGGGUUUCAAUAGUUAUCCAAAUAACCUCCCUCAUCUGUAUUCAUCCCAAAAAACAACCAGAUUCAUGAUAAACCCUAAUAUUUAU
Molecule: messenger RNA, 1362 nt
Organism: Papaver somniferum (opium poppy)
Lineage: Eukaryota; Viridiplantae; Streptophyta; Magnoliopsida; Ranunculales; Papaveraceae
Exons: 2
Coding region: 191-898 (235 amino acids)
Source: RefSeq, a predicted model, not a curated record